GUGGCCCCUCCCCACCUUAGCUUUCCCUUCGUUGUCAAGAGGAACAGUCCCUCAGUCCGACCACGACUCCCGGGAAAUUGGACGAAGGUAGCAUCUACGCCCGUCAACUUCGACUCGACACUCUGUGCAACUGCUUUUGCUUCUCUCUCUAUCCGCUUCCCCUCGUUCCCUUCUCCUCCAGUUGUUGAGCUGUUCACCUUCACAUCUUUACCUUGACCUGCUCCUCAUGGGUCUUGAUGGCCCUGUUUUGUCCAACCCAUCACAGCGAAAACCACACCACUCCAUUUUUGGAAACAUUGCAACUUUAGCAAGCCGCAGAACACCAGCAAGGCCACACCCUCAUUAGCAGCUAAUGAUCUGUUGCUCCAUCUCGACAUAGCAGUCUAGACGAUGACGGUCUUCUGCUGUUGUGGGGUACCUCGCCCUCCCAAGACAGCGACGCCGUCAACAUUGAGUCCCCAGAACCAGACUCCGAAGCCCUCGGGUGCACUUCCAGCACUUCCUCCUCCUGCUCGCUUACCUGUUGCAGGACCACUUACAUCCAACCCAGUCAUCGCCAUUCCGCUGUCCGCUGACGCCCAUCGAGACUCCCCCAGCAAGUCUGGUACAUCAUUGCAGCUAGCGACAUCUUCUGUCAUCGUUCCCAUUGGGCCAGCCGAUUUGAGCGACCUUGUAGUAGAAGAUUCCGAUGAUGACCUACCGGGUAGAUCAACCGAGCCCAGCAAGAGUACCAGCACUCUCCAGCUCGUCAAAGAGAAUAUUCGUCGCCACUUGUCCCAAGACUCGUUGCCAAAGAAAAAGUCUCGCUCAGCCGUUGGUAGCAGUCAGGAGGAAAUCCAACGACGGGCCGAGCUGAAGAGACUGAUGCACAAAAGGAUACAAGAGGAACUCCGUAUAGAGCAAUCCCACGAGCGCUCUCAGAGUGAGGUCUCGUCUGUGCUGCCACCCCCCAGAUCUUCUUCACUUGACUACCUUCCAGGUGGAGGACCUCGUGAUGCACUGGAGUUCUCAGUAGCCCAAGAAGAGGAGGAGGCACACCCUGACAUGACCUCUUCGACCAUUGCAAAGUCCGGUGCCAGUAUCUCCCCAUCAGGGGCGGUUCCCCCUUCUGACAAGGAAAAUAGUCGACCGCGGGCAAACAGUCUCAAAUAUCCUACAAUUGCUUUCAACCAGAAGCCAAUUCGAGAACGCAAUUCACUUCCGGAAAUGCCAGCUUCUCCGGUCUUGGCUCCGCAGCGCUAUUCAAAUACGAUCGACACUUCUUCCCUGGGCUCCUGGAGGCUUUCUUACAGCGCUACUCAGCUCGAAGACUUUCUGAGCUUCAUCGAUCAAGACGGUUCAUCCAAAGACGCCGAGUCCUUCCUCAAAGUAGCAGCUUCGAGGGUAGCUACCUCACGUUCAGCACCGCUUCUACGCCGGUCCAAGUCAGAGACUCGUCCACGCACUUCCCCAGCCCGCACGCCUGGGAAUGCAACUCCUUGUGUGUUGGAUCAGUCACCAAUGGGUAUCUGGCUCAGAAGCCAGGGUCUUGGGUCCUGUUCGCCAUCAAUUUCCCUGGGUAGGACUUCGGAUAGAGACGGCGAUCCUGAAAUAAGCGUAGAGCAGGCCAAAGUGGUCAUGCUCAAGAGAUGCAGCUCAAUCCCCAACCAUGCUGGCGGUGACAUUGGUCUUCAGCGCCCUGAGAUUGUCCAUCUUCAUGACAUGGAUAUCCAUCGACAACUGGUUACACAAACUCUCAACACCCCUGAGGAAUCCCCUGCAAAUACCGAGUCGGAACAAAACACAGUUCGUAGGUAUCCUGUGAGACACGGCAGCUCUGAUCAGACAGCUGCAUACGAAUCUGAAACAUCACAGAGGCAGCUCAACGGUCAAGCUGGCCUUAUUACCAACCCAUCAUCGGCAUAUCCUUCAGCUGGAAAUAGCGCCGACCCAAGCGCAGGCAAUUCUUCAUCGCAUCUGCCGUCAGGUGUCAUGGGUCCUAAUAACUUGUUUGCAGCGACACCACUGAGAUGGCUCCUUUCGCCCAAUCCUUUUAGUGAAAGCCAUUCAAACACGGCCACGGGAAGGAACUCGCUUGACAAUUCUAUUGCUGGAGGCACCGCCACUCAGACGGGGCUGGUCUCUCCCAGCGCGGUAUCGAAUACCAUGAACAAACGGCAGUCGUUACCAAAGCUAAACAAGGUUGAGAGGGGCUUUGCCCGUUUCCAUCUAGGACAUGGGGCACCGUCCACUAUCGCCAAACGGUUCGAGAAAACCACCGAACCCAAGCAACUACGCGCCGAACCUUCGAAGCGCUCAUUGCUCGCACGAUUGCAUUUGAGCCUACCCCGACGAAUCAAACUACCCCCGACGGCCUUUGACGGUCAGGUAGAUGAUGAGCAAGAGGUGCCAGUGCCGUCUACAUCACGUCCUGCUGAUUCCCGGAGGCAUACAUUUGACGGUCAGGUAGACGACGAACAAGAAACGGCAGUGCCAUCUACAUCACGUCCUGCUGAUUCCCGGAGGCAUAAGAAAUCAACGCUCAGUGAUGUCGGUCCGCAAUCGCUUCGUUCAGGAAUCGAGUUUCCGUUCUCCGACUGCGAUGAUAGCACAGUAGAGCUUUGGCAACGUGCCGUGAGGGAGGAGAUCUGCAGGCGCGCUGGAACAAAACGCAGCAACAUCCUCUUCUCUUCCUCUGACCUCUUGCUACCAGAGGACCUUCCACCCAAAACUUAUUAUCCCUAUCCAUACCCAGGAGCGCGCCCCGGCGGCCAAGACCAAAACAGUCGUACCGCAUCCAUUUCCACUGAAGUACCUACCAAACCACGCCAAAGUGAUCUAGUGCCUAGCAAUAGUGUUUCGGAUGCCGAAGCUGUGCGCAGGUCGUCGCUUGACAGCCCUGGACCCGAGUCACAGAAGCCUCGAAAGUUUCCUGAGGCAUGGGCAAGGUUUCCUUCACACAAUCGUGCAGAACGAAAUGCGGAUCAUGGCGACAACGCGGACCCAGUUAGGUCCGCUCCAUGGGUUUCUUAUAGGCUGCCAACCCAAGAGACUACACAAACCCCUAUCACUAGGGACAAUCCCAAACGCUACGGUGACGGGGUCAUGGGUCAUCGACAGAAGAAUUCGAUGUCAAGCAAACUCGGAAAGGCUCUCAAAUCCGGCCUCAACAAGCUUGUUCACUCCCGCAGAGCAUCAGAUGUUUCAUGCGGUGGGUCACAUCGCGACCAGGCAAGAGCCACAAUGGAAUACCCUGAGCUUGCACUCCAUCCCACCGAAGCUGGUUAUCGAGAGCUCGAAGCAUUGGGGCGGGAGAUCAGACGCUUGAAGCGGUCGAUGUCGGGGGAGUGGGUGGAAGAUGGUGAAAGGAAUUGGGUAGCCAACGGUGCUGCUUUUGGCGAUGAUUCUCAAGAGUUCAAUACCGCCAGUCAACGGAAUUUAACAACACCAGGAACUCUACCCAGAAGUCGUGGAAGGGAUUCAUCAGCUGCUACCGAUAAGUUUGCUACGCCACUCAGCUCUCCCUCUCUCAACGAUGCUUCGUUUCACUCCUUUCCGCGCUCGAAUUCGCCAGAGUCUAGACGUCAGUCGUCUAUCCCCAUUUUGACCAAAGCAGCAUUGCCAGAGAUCAAAAUUACCGACAUGACUUCGGUCAAGAGCGACACAACCUUGGUGCUAAAAACGCACCAGGUUAGAUUUUCUGAUGAGAACGGCCAGGGUCAGACUGAUUUGGCCACUUCUGGUUCCUCAAAGUACAAUACCUGGAGUGGUCCGAAUGAUUUUCAGACUACCGAUGAGGCAAGAGAUUCAGAUGACAGUGAACAUGUGUUUCCUCACAACAACAAGCGGAGAUCUCAUCCAGAGAACUCGCUGUCAAUCCAACAGAUAGCCGCCGGCCACGUGUAGGAAAAGGGGAAGGAGUGAAGUAUUGCUGGUGCUUAUGGUGAUCAAGCAUAUCUUUGCUUUUGAUGUUUAAUGUCUUAUUGGCUGUAUCAUAUGAGGGGAUCCCAUGGGUUAGGUAUUGUGCGGAGGAGAGAUUCAAGAUGUAUGUUUAGUGUUUGAUGUUUCUGCAAAAAGUUCGAAGGUUUCAACGAGGCCCAUACCAGAGAGGAAUGUAUUAACCGGGCUGAAUCGAGCCUCUAGGACUACAUCUCUGCGUUGUAUGCUCUCGUUUGUUGCAUGGAAGAACGAGUGAUGUCAAGCUUUCUCUGUUAUUUGGUUGUCUAUCAG
Molecule: messenger RNA, 4209 nt
Organism: Neurospora tetraspora
Lineage: Eukaryota; Fungi; Ascomycota; Sordariomycetes; Sordariales; Sordariaceae
Exons: 2
Coding region: 391-3885 (1164 amino acids)
Source: RefSeq, a predicted model, not a curated record